AUGACAGGAGUUAUGCUGUGGUGCACUUACCAUGAGAAACACUUGGUAAGAGGAGCCUGUGAAAAGACCCUAAGUGACCUAAAACUGGACUACGUUGAUCUCUACCUAAUGCACUUUCCCAUGGGAACUAAGCCUGGAAAAGAGUUUUUCCCAUUUGAUAAGGAUGGCCAAGUAAUUCCAGACAACAGCAACUUUCUAGAAACAUGGGAGGCAAUGGAAGAGUUAGUGGAUGCUGGGUUGGUCAAGGCCAUCGGUGUGUCCAACUUCAACCGGGAUCAGAUUGAGAGAAUCCUGAAUAAACCAGGACUCAAGUACAAACCUGCCAAUAAUCAGAUCGAGUGCCAUCCAUAUCUGACUCAGGAGAAGCUGAUUAACUACUGUCAGUCCAAAGGCAUUACAGUCACCGCAUACAGUCCCCUGGGUUCCCCAACCAGACCAUGGGCACAGGCAGGUGAGCCAUCACUGCUGGAGGACCCAAAGGUCAAAGCCAUUGCAGAUAAGCACAGUAAAACCACAGCACAGGUUCUAAUCCGCUUCCACAUGCAGAGGAAUGUUGUGGUCAUUCCCAAAUCUGUAAACCCUAAGAGAAUCAAAGAGAAUUUUGAGGUCUUUGAUUUUGAGCUGAGUAAAGAAGAGAUGAACACCAUACUGAGUUUUAACAGAAACUGGAGAGCUUUUAUGCUGGAAUGGGCUUCCAAGCAUAAGGAUAAUCCAUUGAAUGCAGAAUACUAA
Molecule: messenger RNA, 732 nt
Organism: Sinocyclocheilus grahami
Lineage: Eukaryota; Metazoa; Chordata; Actinopteri; Cypriniformes; Cyprinidae
Product: aldose reductase-like
Exons: 9
Coding region: 1-732 (243 amino acids)
Molecular function (GO): oxidoreductase activity
Source: RefSeq, a predicted model, not a curated record